Messenger RNA from Didymodactylos carnosus, 848 nucleotides. Lineage: Eukaryota; Metazoa; Rotifera; Eurotatoria; Philodinida; Philodinidae. The record is from the annotation of a GenBank genome assembly.
UUUGUAUCUUCUUCAGACAUUAAAAAUUUAAGACAAAUGACUUAACAUACAAUAACCUAUAAUUAAAAUAAGAACAAAUCAGGCUAUUUUCUUCUUCUUUUCUUUCUUAGUCAUUCUUGAUAGUGAUUGGGAAAAGGUGAUUUAACUAUUGAAAUGGGAUUGCCAUUAUCAUUAGUAGAACGGAAUUCAUUUAAAAUGUUUAUGAAAUUGGUUGAUAAUAAGUAUAAAUGUAUUAAUCGACGACAUACAACACGAUCAAUGUUACCAGGUAAGAAGAUUAUUAUUACAGAAACUUUCUAUCGACUGUGAAAAACAGACCUCUGAACAGAUAAUGAGGUUAAAACUAACUCAACCUCACUACUGAUUUUGUUUUCUUUUUUAUAGGAAUGAAUCAAAAAGUUAUUAAAAAAUUGAAAAGAAUAUGUACUGAUGCAAAAAGUCUUAGUUUGACUCUGGAUGUAUGGUCUGAUAGAAAAAACUAAGUGUAGAACCUAAUUCUCCUUCAAGUGAUAGCCAGAAAGAUAUUGAAAAUGGCUGUUGUUAGGCAGUUAAACCUUUUCUCAUGAGUAUUUUCGUCUUUUAAACAGUUUCGUACUCGAGUACUUUUUAGAAAAUACUCGUACUCGACGCCCGGUACUCGUACUCGAGAAUUUGCGUACUCGCCCAUCUCUGAUUUUAAUAGCACAGCUUCAGAUCCAGAGUUAUAUGUCGAUCCAUUUGAUAGUCGUUAUAAUUCAAGUGCGGACGAAGAUGAUGAAGAAGAAUUGUUAUCGACUCAAUCAAUAUCAGACGAUCAAAAUCCAGAUGAUGAAGAUAAAAUACCAUUACUAAUCAUGCAAAACGCGUAA